Trichoderma virens Gv29-8 is the source of this 2115-nucleotide messenger RNA. RefSeq lists its product as uncharacterized. Gene Ontology annotation, cellular component: nucleus. The coding region runs from base 1 to 2115 and encodes 704 amino acids. Gene Ontology annotation, molecular function: RNA binding; metal ion binding. The record is from RefSeq and is a predicted model, not a curated record. NCBI's taxonomy places the organism in Eukaryota, Fungi, Ascomycota, Sordariomycetes, Hypocreales, Hypocreaceae. The transcript has 5 exons. Gene Ontology annotation, biological process: mRNA processing.
AUGCUGUUCCCGGAAGAAGAUGCGCCACUGCUAAAGACAUGGAUCGUCAAGCGCAUCGAAAACACAUCCGAUGCAGAUUCUGAUGUGCUUGCCGACUAUGUCAUUGCUCUGCUCAAACACGAUGGCGACGCCGACUCGGUGCGACAGCUUUGCGAAGCUGAGAUUCCCGACUUUUUGACCGAAGAUCCAAAGGCCUUCCUCGACGAUGUUUUCCAAGCGAUCGCGUACAAGUCUUAUCGACCGGGUGCUCCACCGCCCCCGAAGCCUGCCGCCAAUGCCAUUGGCGCUGCGGCUCCUCCUCUUCCUGCGUUUUCGGGUGUGCAGAGUGCUGCGCCGCACCAAGGUGGCUCGAGGAAGCGAGGACUGCCAGAUGACAUGGAUUACGAGGGACAGCAGCCGGCGUAUGGCAGGGGAUACAAGCAACCCAGACGAGGCUCGAACCAUGGGAGGAUGGACGACUCUACUAUGGGCGGAUACGUGUCUGUGGACUCAAUGCCAGGCAUGAAGCACUUCGAUCCCAAGAGUGCUCUUGAAACCAUCAUGCAGAUGCAGGCUAUGGGACUUCCCUAUCCUGGCAUGGCAGAAUUCAUGGCACAGAUGCCUCCCGUUGGUGGUGGACGACAUUCGCAGCGGCGGAGAGGACGAUGUCGAGACUUUGAUACUAAGGGAUACUGUUCUCGUGGAAACCAGUGCAUGUAUGACCAUGGGAACUCUUCCGUCUACGUCCCCCCCAUGUUUUCCGGAGUCGAAGAAUACGAUCCCAACAAUGCUGUACUUGGCAUGUCAGGUCAAGCCGCAAACCCUUACUCAUUCCCUAUGGACAUGAUGGGUCGUGGUCGAGGUCGUAGCGGUCGUGGUGGCCGCGGAGGACGUGGCGGGAAGAAAGGGGGCGCGCGAGCCCCCUUUUCGGCAGAAGGUCCCGUUAGCGAUCGCACCAAGAGCACCAUCGUUGUAGAAAACAUCCCCGAGGAAAAUUUCGAUGAAAAUGAGGUUCGCGUGUUCUUUUCACAAUUUGGCGAAGUGGUCGACGUCUCGAUGCAGCCGUACAAGCACCUGGCAAUUGUGAAAUAUGACAAGUGGGCGUCAGCGAAUGCAGCAUAUCGAUCGCCAAAAGUCAUUUUUGAUAACCGAUUUGUCAAGGUCUUUUGGUACAAAGAAGAAGGUGUCAAGGCGCCAUCCUCGACAGCGGGGAAUGGAGACGGUGUGCUAUCUAAAAUCAACGGCGAUGGAUCUGCCGUACCAACAGAACCUGAGGCUGAGAUUGACAUGGAAGAAUUUCAGCGGAAGCAGGAAGAGGCACAAAAGCAGUACCAGGAGAGAGAAGCAAAAAGAACAGAUUUAGAACGACAGCGUCAAGAGUUGGAGAAGCAGCAACAGGAGUUACUGGCAAGGCACAGAGAAGAAAGCGAGAGACUGAAAGCGAGACUGGCAGAAAAGAGUGGCGCAACGACAGAUGCUAAAGCUACGGGGUCUUCAUCAUCAACGGAUAUGUUACGUGCUCAGUUGGCAGCAUUGGAGCAGGAGGCCAAGAUUCUCGGCAUUGACCCUGAUGCGGCAGAAGAUGGGAGUGGCUACAGUUCGCGAGGUCGAGGAUAUAGAGGGCGCGGUGGACGGGGUAGCGACCGAGGUUUUGCACCUCGAGGCCGUGGCUCGUUUAGAGGUCAGGCGGGAAGACAUGCUGCGUACGCUCAGUACUCGCUGGAUAAUCGACCAAGGAAGCUGGCCGUUGCCGGCGUUGACUUUACUCCCGCUGAUAAGGAUGAGGCUCUUCGACACUUCCUCUUGAACCUGGGUGAAUUCGAAUCUGUAGAAACCACUGCUUCUGUCACAUACGUAUCUUUCCAAGAUCGUAAGACAGCUGAGAGAUUUUAUUACAGCCUGAAUGGCAAAGAACUACCUGGCGUUAGUGGCACUCUCGAACUCUCCUGGAUCAACACCCCGUUACCACCCGUUGGAUCCUCCAAAAAGAAUGAGGAUGCUGAAGAUGGCGAUGCAAUGGCGGGAUUGAAUGACGAUGAGGGGAAUGCGGACGCUGGCUCGCCGGAAGAGCAUAUGCGGGAGCGACAGGUAGACAUGGACUAUGAUGUCGGUGAUGAGGAGGGUUGGGUUGAAUGA